Messenger RNA from Eutrema salsugineum, 1394 nucleotides. Its product is annotated as probable WRKY transcription factor 35. Gene Ontology annotation, biological process: regulation of DNA-templated transcription. Gene Ontology annotation, molecular function: transcription cis-regulatory region binding; DNA-binding transcription factor activity. Gene Ontology annotation, cellular component: nucleus. NCBI's taxonomy places the organism in Eukaryota, Viridiplantae, Streptophyta, Magnoliopsida, Brassicales, Brassicaceae. The transcript has 3 exons. The record is from RefSeq and is a predicted model, not a curated record. Bases 1 to 1293 code for a protein of 430 amino acids.
AUGUGCAGCGUCUUUGAGUCUUUAGACAUGGACAACUUCCAAGGUGACCUAACAGACGUCGUACGAGGAAUCGGAUCAGGACACGUGUCAUCCUCCCCUGGGCCACCGGAAGGUCCAUCUCCGAGCAGUUUGUCUCCGCCGCCAACUUCAGAUCUCCACGUGGAUUUCCCCUCCGUCGCCAGCUGUCAGAUAAAUCCCUUUGGCGAUCCGUUCGUAAGCAUGACAGACCCUCUCCUCCAACUUACGGCCAACUCCGGCUACUUCUCCGGCGACGGAGAUAACGAAAGUAACAACAGUUUUGCAGUCUUUCCUAAGGUUUUUGAGGAUGAUCAUAUCAAGAGUCAAUGCAAUGUCUUCCCAAGAAUCGGGAACUCGCAAAGCAACAUCAUCCAAGAUGCCUCCACGUGUAAUUCUCCGGCCCUAGCCGUCUCCGCCGUCGCAGCAGCUUCGCCGUGGGGGAUGAUCAACGUUGAUACCACUAACAGUCCAAGAAACGGUUUAUUAGUCGACAAUAUUAACAACACGUCAUCGUCUUCACAAAUUCAGAUCUCUUCUUCUCCUCGGAAUCUUGGCAUAAAGAGGAGGAAGAGCCAGACAAAGAAAGUGGUGUGCAUACCGGCUCCAGCCGCCAUGAACAGCCGGUCCAGUGGGGAAGUUGUUCCUUCUGAUCUAUGGGCUUGGCGAAAAUACGGUCAAAAACCGAUCAAGGGAUCUCCUUAUCCCAGGGGUUACUAUAGAUGUAGCAGCUCAAAAGGUUGUUCAGCAAGGAAACAAGUGGAACGUAGCCGCACCGAUCCAAACAUGUUAAUCAUUACUUACACAUCUGAGCAUAACCAUCCUUGGCCCACUCAACGCAACGCCCUCGCAGGCUCCACUCGUUCCUCUUCCUCCUCCUCUUCAAACCCUUCUUCUAAAUCCUCUACCGCAACAGCAACAGCAAGUGCAAGUGCAACUACUUCUGCCUCGUGUAGAAUCUCCCAAAACAAAGAAGAACGCAAGAAGUGUCACGCAGACGCUGCGGUUAAGAAGGAAGACGUGGAGGAGCGUCAGGACAAUAUGGAGUUCGAUAAUAAUGACGUUGAAGCUGAUACCUAUAGACCGGAUUUUCAACAUCAGCCGGAGGAUUUCUUCGCCGAUCUCGACGAGCUUGAGGAUGAUUCUCUGACUAUGUUGCUCUCUCAAGGUUUCCCCGGAGAUAGUAGCGUUGGAACCAACCUGGAGAACAAAACGACUAAUAUUACCAACGUUUUUAGCGAUUUCUUUGACGACGACGAGUCCUCAAGGUCGUUAUAAAUAUUCUUAUAUGUAUACGUAGAAAUUAAAUUAUUCAUGUGAUUCGGUUGACAUAAGUGAUCGCCGGCGUCUGUAGCCGAUGAGGGUAAUCUCGUCAUUUA